Eublepharis macularius is the source of this 3043-nucleotide messenger RNA. RefSeq names its product protein phosphatase, Mg2+/Mn2+ dependent 1D (gene PPM1D). Bases 396 to 2072 code for a protein of 558 amino acids. The record is from RefSeq and is a predicted model, not a curated record. Gene Ontology annotation, cellular component: cytosol; nucleus. The transcript is spliced from 6 exons. Gene Ontology annotation, biological process: protein dephosphorylation. Gene Ontology annotation, molecular function: cation binding; mitogen-activated protein kinase binding; protein serine/threonine phosphatase activity. Lineage: Eukaryota; Metazoa; Chordata; Lepidosauria; Squamata; Eublepharidae.
CUCCCGCUGGCUUCGGCCUGUCCUGGCCGCGGCUCUCCGCGAAGGUGCGCCGGGCCUUGACGGGGCCCCCGAAGAGGCUCGGCUCGGCUCGGGACGCAGCUCGGCCCGAGGAGGCAGGCGAAGCGCUCUCCGUGCGCCGCCCGGGCCCCCGUCUCCCCUCCCCGCCUGAGCCCCAAGCAACUUUCCGAGGGGGAGAGGAAGCCCGGGCCGGGGCCGGCGGCGGGCUGAGGAGGGCCGGGCUCGGGGCGGCGCCGCCGCCGCUCCUCCUCCUCCUCCUCCUCGGAACCCGGAGCUGCGCCGCGUUCGGCGGGGGAUUGUGGCGCGCCGCGGCCGCCUCGACGACGCAGGCGAGGCGAGGCGAGGCGAGGCGGGCCGAGCGGUCGCCGCGGCGCUCCAUGGCGGGCCCCCCGCGCUGGCUGGCCGUGAGCCUCUUCUCGGACCAGGGCGGCAGGAAAUACAUGGAGGACGUGACCCAGGUGGUGCUGGAGCCCGAGCCCGAGCCCGAGCCGCCCUGCCCGCCGCCGUCGCCGUCGCCGGGCGGGGGGCGCUCGGUGGCCUUCUUCGCCGUGUGCGACGGGCACGGCGGGCGGGAGGCGGCCCAGUUCGCCCGCGAGCACCUCUGGGGCUUCAUCCAGCGGCAGCGGGGCUUCCGCUCCCGCGAGCCGGCCGCCGUCUGCGCCGCGCUGCGCAAGGGCUUCGUCGCCUGCCACCGCGCCAUGUGGAAGGAGCUGCCAGAAUGGCCGAAGACCAUGACAGGCCUUCCUAGUACAUCUGGGACGACUGCCAGCGUGGUGAUAAUCCGGGGGUCGAAGAUGUACGUGGCUCAUGUUGGCGACUCGGGAGUGGUGCUUGGAGUCCAAGAUGACCCCAAAGAUGACUUCAUCCGGGCUGUCGAGGUGACGCAGGAUCACAAACCUGAGCUGCCAAAGGAGAGGCAGCGAAUCGAAGGGCUUGGGGGCAGUGUGAUCAACAAAUCCGGUGUGAACCGUGUCGUGUGGAAGAGGCCUCGUCUGACCCACAACGGUCCUGUGCGGCGGAGCACAGUCAUUGAUCAGAUCCCGUUCUUGGCGGUGGCUCGUGCCCUGGGUGAUCUGUGGAGCUAUGACUUCUACAGUGGUGAAUUUGUGGUGUCUCCCGAGCCAGACACGAGUGUGCACACACUGGAUCCUCAGAAGCACAAAUACAUCAUCCUGGGAAGCGACGGACUGUGGAACAUGAUCCCUCCUCAAGAAGCCAUUUCCAUGUGCCAGGAGCAUGAGGAGAAGAAGUACUUUACGGGAGAGCACCAGCAAUCGUUGGCCAAAAUGCUGGUGAACAGAGCAUUGAGCCGGUGGAGGCAGCGCAUGCUCCGUGCAGAUAACACCAGCGCCAUUGUGAUCAGAAUCUCUUCAGUGCGGAGCAGCCGGAGCGAUUUGGACAACAGUGAGGAACUGUGCUUCAGCUUAGCGGAGGGGUCAUCUUACCACAGCCCAGAGACAUGGACGACGUCUCCUUCGCGGUGCUCCACGCCACCCAUCAAGGUUUUAGAAGAGGACUUGUGGCCACGGCUGACAUCCACCGAGGCUGUUCCUUCACUUACACGUACCAAUACAAUGUUGGGUAAGCCUUCUGAGACACCCAAUGAGAUCGCCAAGAGCAAUGCGUCAUUACCAGUAAUGUUUCCCAAGGAUGUUGGUCCAAAGGAAGAAAAGAACGGUAAAGUGCUUGGAUUGAGGGGGCGGGAAUCACACAGCAAAAGCCCUCAAGGUACACUCUCUCCUUCCAAUUCUGGGAACACUAGCAUGGACCCAAAGGUCUUCCGUACCCCUCUGAGUGAGCCAGCAAAAGCGCAGGAGUCCGAGAGGACUCUAGCAAGCUUCAAAAGGACAUUGGAAGAAUCCAACUCGGGGCCAGCAGUCAAGAAGCCCAGGCGAAGCCUAUCCCGGAAUAUCGGCGUCCAGCCUGAAAGUUUGUCCUCCACAUCCCAGCACAAAACCUCCAGCAAGCUCACUAUGCGCCGUAGCCUACGAGGACAAAAGAAACUGGGGGCUCCACUGUUCCAGCAGCCUAGGAAAGCACUCUGUGUUUGCUGAACGGCGUUUGCAGAGGUGCAAUUCGUCCCCCACCCAGUUUGAAGUUGGUGCAGAUCUUUGAAACUCUGCAAUUCCUCUCUCUUUUUAAAAAAAGUAGAAAAGUCUUUUUUUUUUGAGUUUUCAGACAGCUUUAUCCCUCCCUUUGUACUUGGUUGUAAUAUAACUGUGAAUUUUGUAGAUGCUAUUAGGAUUAAAAGGAGUUGCUGUAAAAAUGUGUGUAAAUUUAUAUUCCUUCAUACAAAUAUAGUCAGUCUCUUUCUCUCUUUCCCAAUCUAACUUCACUUUGCAUAAUCUUUACAAACAGGGCUAAACUUCUAUUGGAUUUUUUGUUUGUUUUGAAUGAUUAUCUUCUUUGUGGGGAAAGGUAGGCUAAUUUAGUACAAAGUCUUGGAUUUGUAUACGCUUCAUGUGACGACUUCACAACCUUUUUUUAAAAAAAAGUAAAUUAUUAAACAGAAUGGAAGAUAUGUAUUUUCGUAGUACUUAAUAUGUUCUGCUUGGCAAGUGUGUACUUUUAGAGAAUAUAAUACUAGGUCUAUUUUCUUUUUUAGCUUUUAAAUUUCUCUAUUCAGAAAUGAAAUGGAAGAGACAUUGAGUCCAUACACGACUCAGUGGUGGUUCCCCAUAUUUUAAUCACAAUACUAUGCAGUACUUAUUUUGGUUAUAUUUUGUGUUUGUUUUACAAGAUGGAGGGCCAAUAUGGUAGGGCCCCUCCCCGACCCGCGCAAGUGAUUUCCUUCAUUAAUUCAUGGCUCCUGGGAGCUGCUUUUUGAAAUGUUCUUCAGCUGCACAUCUGGAAAUACUACACAUUCCUUUAAUAUGAGCAUGAGAGAUUUUACUAUUUCAACAAUGGAUGGUGCUCUUGAUGGUGUUUUUUCCACCACAAGUUCUUAAGUUAUUGGGAUGGUUUUAUAGUUCUCAUUAUGUGGACCAUGUGUACUUACAAUGAAAUAAAACUAGCCAAAAACUUA